AUGACCAAGGAACUUUCUGAUUACCUGAAGAUACGAGCAUUUCACCUCGCUGCAGGACUAUUGCAGGCUCCUCAGUCAACAGGAGGUGGUACGAGCCAUGCCAGUGGUGACAGAGGAAGCUCAACCCCAGGGAAAUGCGUUGAGGAGGGGCGGGGGAGCUUCCUCCACCAGCCUUGCUGCUGUCACAGCCAUCGGCAAAUGGUCAUCACAGGACACCUUGCUGGCCAUGUGCCCGGAGCACUGCUAGGAGGGCUGAUCGUGCCUGCAUGUCACACUGCAGCUGGUCUGGAGGAAUUCACUCUGUCCAAGGACAGCGAGCGAGCAGGAACUGUGCCUCUUAAUACCCCUAAAAUGAACCUCAGCAGCUGCAAUAUCACAGCUUAUGAAAGCUUUCCACUUGUCCAGCUGUGUGUUUACAUCCCGGUUUUGCUUUUGGGCAUUUUGCUGAACAUGUUGGCGCUGUGGGUAUUCUGCUGCAGACUUGACAAAUGGACAGAAACCAGAGUAUACAUGGUCAACUUGGCUGUGGCUGACUGCUUGCUGCUCUUUACUUUGCCUUUUAAAACUUUAUCCCAGUUUCAUCAGCUGAAGGUAGGUAGAUGGUGCCUGGUUCUGGAAGGUGGCUAUUUCAUAAACCGCUUAAUGAGCAUCGGUAUCGUCACUGUCGUAGCAGCUGAUAGGUACCUUGCAAUCAAGUACCCUUUGAAAGCCAAGGUGCUGAGGUCGCCACUGAAGGCAGCUUUUGCCUCUGGAUUUCUUUGGAUAGUCAUCAUCUGUGUGAUGUCCCUUAUUAAAAAGUUAGAGGACCGAGAACAAGAUGAACUUUGCUUUGAAAAAUCUUCAGUUAAGCCCUCAGUGGUCACACUGUGUGCUAUUAUUGUAGGGUUUUUCAUACCAUUGAUCAUCUUGAGUUAUUGCUCCAUACAAGUCAUUGCAGAACUCGGGAGAAAGAAGAAGGAAAACUGUCGCGAGGGAAAGUUAAUCAGGAAGGCCAUCUACAUAGUGUCUGCAAACAUGGCUGUGUUCAUCGUCUGCUUUUUACCUCUUUACCUCGGGCAUCUCCUUCGCUUUUUAAUGGACUCCAUCAGCUCCAACUGCUCUGCAAUACAGAGGGUUAAUAAUUUUGUUCACCUCGCCUCAGUCCUCGCAAACACGAACUGUUGCCUGGAUGCUAUUUGUUACUACUUUGUCAACAAGGAAUUUCAGGAAGCAUCUCCCAAGCUAGUGAAGUCCAAAUCGGAAGCCAGUGAAGAAGCUGCAAUUCAGCUCCCAUGCGUAACACAUUAG
This is a messenger RNA of Gavia stellata (red-throated loon), 1287 nucleotides long. RefSeq names its product G-protein coupled receptor 35. Gene Ontology annotation, molecular function: chemokine receptor activity. NCBI's taxonomy places the organism in Eukaryota, Metazoa, Chordata, Aves, Gaviiformes, Gaviidae. Gene Ontology annotation, cellular component: membrane. The record is from RefSeq and is a predicted model, not a curated record. Gene Ontology annotation, biological process: phospholipase C-activating G protein-coupled receptor signaling pathway; positive regulation of Rho protein signal transduction; chemokine-mediated signaling pathway.